Molecule: messenger RNA, 1339 nt
Organism: Alosa alosa (allis shad)
Lineage: Eukaryota; Metazoa; Chordata; Actinopteri; Clupeiformes; Clupeidae
Exons: 16
Coding region: 1-1275 (424 amino acids)
Source: RefSeq, a predicted model, not a curated record
AUGACGUCCGGCGACGAUGACAUCAUAAUGAUUUGGAAUGGAUUUCCACUUCUUGCUGUCUCUGCCCGACUGGUGAUUCGGCUUCAGAUUACGCCUCCUGAGGUGAGAACUCUAAACGCUUGUGGAGCCACAAUGGAGUCCCUAGGAAAUGGAUCAUUGACUCCAUCUGAACUGCAGUGCCUACCUGAAAAAUAUGUGGGCAGGCGGAGUGUGGAGGUCACAAAGGUGGUGCAGGAAUUAUAUGGUCCCCCAGAUGAGAGCAGAGAAUGGAGCAGUGACGUGCUCACCACUGGCCGCAGUCCUGGAUGCACCAAACACACUGAAUGUGUCCUGAACAAUAUAUCUCUAGACAGUAAAUAUGGCUUGGAGGAUUCAGUACACCAACUCACAGAAGAGAUUACAUUUCCUGAGUGUAUUGAGCCGGACACCACCAUGGAAACAAAGAUGUGUGAGCCACACAAGGAAACCAAGCAACCAAGACAUGCUGGAGGAUCAAGGGUGUCGACGCUGCAGAUUACGACGUUGGGAGAUAAAGCCAGCAGAGGGUCUCUCUCCAAAAACAAGGCUGAUGGUUAUGAGGCAGCGUUUCUUCGCAAUAAGAUAAGGGGAGCUGGAAAGAUGUCAGGUUCCUCUGCAAUAAGCUCACCUACGGAAAGCCUGGAGGACCUACUAUACCGCAAAACGAAACGUGUUUUUGAUUACUCAGUGAAAGACAUGAGAGGGCAACGGUCAGCUCAAUGUAUUCCACUGGAAUUCGUGAGAAUGCCCCCUAUGAUCCAAAGUAGUUCAGGAGCUCCCUCUGUCACAUACUCCAAGAGAACUGAACAUACUCUAAUGCAGUCAAGAGUGGUCAGGAGAAAGGAAGACAACCAGCAUUCACUGCAGGUUAAAGUCAACAAAGCAUGGAUGGAGCCAGAGAAGAGUAGUUAUAAUUCAAGAGUUACCACACAGAGAGCAGACACUGCCAGUGGUCCACAGCCAGUCAGGAAGAGUUCAGAUAUAAUCAGAAAGGAAAAGAAGGGUGUUUACUACACUGAGCUGAGCCGACAGGUGCAGGAGAGAAGCCAGCUGAUGGAGAGAGAGAGAAGGAAGAACGCAGAUGCUGAGCAAGUGCACAAUGAGACCAUGCAGUUUGGGAUAUGGGGCAAGCUAGGCGGUGGAGCCCCCAACCCCACCACUGUGAGAAGGACCAAGUUCAGUUCCACAGGGCUCAGGUCCCAGGACCAGGUUCCCUACCAAGGCUUUGCUGGCAUUCCAUUCCAUCUGCGAUUCUAACAUCUGCCAUUUUGUGGUGCCUCUUGAGUACAGGGUCCAUGUAUAAAAACAGCAAUGACAAGAA